UUUUUUUCUCUCUUUCAAUUCCUCCCAUCUAUUACUGUGAACAAAAGACUCUCCUUUCCCCUCCCUCUCUCUCUCUCACCAGUUCAUAUUUUCCUCCUAGUAGAACAUGAAGCAAGGCUGAGCUCUGAAGCCUCUCUUUCCUUCCAAGGCUUGCUUGUUCUAUUUGCUUCCGGUUGGAAUAUAUGAGGGGGCAUCAAAUCAGGUGAAGGGAGGAAAAGAGGGGUCUGCUUUCCUGUUUGGGGUUAAUUGGGUGCUUGCUUUGUUCCUCUGAGGUGUUUUCUGGGAGCUUAAAUCCUUGGUUAUGCUGGAAGCCAAGCAUAAGGGCAGGCCCAGCUGCAGCAAAGCUCUUGGGCUACUCCUUCUGUUGGAUUACCACCAAGGCAAAAUAGAGAAGGCCCUCUUCAGAUGUUAUCCAUUGAAAACCCCUCAUGUUCCUCCAAGCUUCCAGCGCUGAAAACUGAUGAGAGGGCUUCUGAAAGGCUUGCCCUCCAAGAGGCAGAUCCAGGAGGCCUUUGUGAGAGACCAACUCCCAAUUUCUCUAUAAGAGAUUAUGUUUUCACAUCCCGGAGCAAAGGCAUCGGAACAAAUUGGCCAUUUCCUCAGCAGCUUUUGCAACUUUGCUUGAAGCAUGGUAUCAGUGAUUUGUUACCGCCUUUCGAGCCGCCUGAUUUGGUGAGAGCCCAGUGUUUAAGCAAGAAAGUAGAACCCAAUCCACCAGUUGCUUGCUCAGAAUCUGACUUGCCUGAUACUAAGGAUGCUGGCCCGUCGGAUGUGGGUACUGAAAGUAUCAAAAGCCAUUCUUGUUCUCUGUUAGAUGACUUGGUUGUAGAGCAUUCGGAUCAAACUCAUUACACGUCACCAGACAAAGGGAAAUCUAUAGUUGAUCAAGGAGUUGCUUUGGAUGAACAUAUCCAUAGAGAUGCUGAAAUCUCCUUGGCAGUGACAAGUCAUAAUCAAACUGAAAGAAUUUCGUGUCAGAUCGGCGAUCUUCCAUGCUCAGCAUCUGUAAAUAAAAGUUUCUCAGAAGCAUCAUCAGAACUUGAAGUUGCCGGACCUGCACCACUGCCCCAGAAGCUUGAAAGCUCUCGGGAACCUUUAGAAAAGAAGUGCAGAUUGAUAGUAAAAUUGGGUGCCAUUUCUGAGGCCAACCGAUCAGAAGAUAUAGUAUCUAACACCAGCACGGUUUCUGACCCCAUGGCUUCAAAGAUUUGCCCUGUUUGUAAAACUUUUGCAUCCACUUCGAACACCACUUUGAAUGCUCACAUGGAUCAGUGCCUUUCGGUGGAGUCUAAUGCUAGGCGGGUCCUGACCAACUUUUCAACACCCAAAGUUAAACCGAGGAAGAAAAGGUUGAUGGUGGACAUAUACAAAACUGCUCCCCGUUGCACUCUUGAAGACCUUGAUAGGAGGAAUGGUACAAACUGGGCUUCAGAGUUGGCUUUGGUAACAUUAACCAAUGAGGACUCUACUGAGACUAAAAGGCCAAAGUUGUUGCCAAUGGAUGCUAGAGAUGAUGGAGAUGGAGCAGUCUAUGUCGAUUCGAAUGGAAUAAAACUUCGAAUUUUGUCCAAGUUAGAUGAUACACCAGCAGUGAUGUCGAGAGAGGAAACCAAGCUGAGGAAGCACACGAAAGACAUCAAGGCAAGCAAGACUAUUUUGAUCGGCAAGAAAAAGCGCUUCACAUCAAAAUGUUCAAAGGACAUGAAAGUGAAGGGACAUAACAAGAAGUUAAGUUCCUUCAAGCUUUUGGAAGCCCGGAUUAAACCAGCAUCUGCUGGAGAUUGCUGUGCUGACGCUUAUCAGGACAAGGAAGGGUCAAAUAUAUCUAAUGCUUGUGACCAAGUGAAUACCAGCGGUUCUGCAACUUUGAGACAGUGGGUGUGCUCCAAACGCUCAGACCUCCCGAAAAAACUCAGCAACAAAGACAGCCAUAAAACCUUGGAGAACCCAGUAGCUAUCACCAAGGAUACAUGGGCUGAGAACGGCCAACCAGACUCAUGCAACACUUCUUCUGUGAGAAAUAUCUUGAAGUUCUCAAGGCCAUCUGAAGACAUGACUGCUUCUCCAAAAACCAGAAAAGUUAAUUUUUUGUCAAACAUGGUCCUGCCCGUGGAAGAUGGGAAGAAAAAGUCUCCUGAAUCACCUGUCUCUAAUUGCUGGUGGUCAUCAGAAAAUACUUCUUCAACCCGUGGUCUUUUGAUCAAAUUAUCAAGACCAUCAACAACUUUAGUCUCAUCCCCAAGAAGCAAAAGAGAGGAGAUUCACAUGGGCAACUUGCAGAAGUCUAAUAGUUCUUCUGGUAUGGCAACUAAACAAUCUGAGAAUUGUCGGACCUUGGUGAAGGAUCAGGCCUGCUCAACUUCGGAGAAGAAUGUCUUAGUUAGAUCACCAUCCCUGUCUUUGGAGUCAAGCAAAGGUAACUUGAAUGAGAAAACCUCAAAAAAAUUCCGUAAAAACAGAUCAAUACUGAGGACCGGCAAACGAGAAGUUCGCUCACUUGUCAAAGGGUUGCAUGACUCUAUCAAAGAUCUUGGUCCUGAUAAUGCUAGAGCCAGUGAAACACCCAAGACUCAUCAAUCUGGUUCUUUGGAGAGUGAGCAUGUUUCAAGGUCCCCAAUAGGUAAGGUUAUGGAGCAAGUAUCUCCAAGCGCAAUUGGCAUCUCAGAACCUAUGUGUGAAAGAGAAGCCCCAAGUGCAAUGGAAGAUCUACCUUUGGAAGCUGAAUGUCAUGACCCUAGAAAUGAAACUAGGGACAUGCAAGUUAAGGUCUCAUCAUGGGAUCAUGUAACUGAUCCUUAUAUGGAAAAAGCUACUGGUGAUCCUGUUAUUAGUGAAACUGCAAUCUCUGAAAAGCUCACACGAAUUCCCAAUGCCAGAUUGGACCCACAGCUAUCUGUGGAAGAACGUGUGCUGCCUCUUUCUUCAGGUGAAGCCCGUGUACCACGAGUCAUGCAAAAAUUGCUUCGUGAGCAAGAAAUUCAUUGUGGUAUUGUUUUCCAUGAUGAAGAUGUCAGCCAAGGAAAUCAAAUAGCUGAUGAAGCGGGACUUCAGGGGCUGAAAGACUCUUGUGCAUCUCAGCAUACAGAAUGUCAGGCAGAUACAGCUUCUAUUCAAGAAUCUAGUGCUUGUUUGACUAGUCAUGGGGAUGUGGGGCUUGAAGUCCAUCAAGAGAACUCGUCAGCAACUUCUAUUGGAGUAACAUCUAAUCAUUUGGCUAAUGAUGGGGAACCAGCUGAGUCUCCUGAUUCAACUGCCUCGACUGUUUCUCUCCCAUCUCCAAAAGAUUCCAAUAACAGAGACUCUGAGGCAGAAUUACUGCUGAGAGAUACAGAUACUCCUGCUCAAGAUAAAUUUGGCUCUACAGUGCCAUCUACAGAAAACUGUGGAGGAACUGAAGGAAGGAUUUCUGAGAGAAUUGAUCGGGAAUCUAAGGUGAUUCUGCCAGGAAACAAUGUUGAACUGUCUCCAAAGGAUCAGUCCUUCUGCUGCUCAUGUAGGGAGAGCCUUUCCAAGGAGUCUCAAUUCUUGAGAAAUAGCGUCGCUGCUGGGACAGCUACACCUUCCAAGGGGAAUACGAUUUCCAGUUUGCACGUUGGGCCUAGAAUGUCUUCUUUUCAUUUGUAUCAGAGUCCGAGAGCUAAUGCUGUGGCCAACUCCUGCUUGGAAUCACCUACUCAGUCCAAUUCCACUAAGGUGUCCUCGGAUUCUGCUAUAAAUUUCCCAGCUUGCAGUGAUUUGGGUUCCCCUAGUCCUUCAUCUCAAAGUCAGACACUGUCCAAUGCCAUUCCCAAACUUAGAUUGAUGGGCAAGGACUUGAUGGUGGUGAACAAAGAAGAGCCUGUGCAGCCUCAAACUGCUGCUUCAGACUACUUAACAAAUGCCAGGUGUCUCUCGCCUCUUGGAUUUGCUUCAACCAACCUUGUGGUGAAUCAUGAGAGCUUUCAGUACCAUCAUCAGCUUCCUGGUGGUUCUUCUGUCCUUGGCCGGCCUCCAUCAAUGGGUAGUCACCAAAUGGCCCACUAUCCCCCUGGCUUGCAAGUCGGUGGCUUUGCAGGAGCUCCAAUGCAAAAUGGUUUGAUUGAUCACCGCAGUCAGCAGAAAAAAUCAUACAAAAAUCCCAUAUCCCCAGCAGCAUGCAGUCUUGGUAGAACAGUUUCCUCUAACCAACAGCACCAAAAGCCACCUGCUCGAGCUUCCUACUAUAUGAAAGAGAUCAUUGUAAUUGAUCCUGAACCUGAGGCAGAUCCGAGAGGCAGCCUAGUGAGCCCAGCAGGUGCAUUGCCCCCGGCAAUUUCAGGUCCAGAUCCUAUGCUACAGAGACAAUUCACUUAUUUCCCAUCACCCAACCAAUUUAUCUUGAGGGAUGUCUCAGGCGGUCCCAGGCCCUCUUUUCCCGAUUUAUACCCAAGUGUUAAUGCUGAUGUCAUGAAGCGAGCAUACUUGUCAGAAGGUCCGGGUCCUCUUCUAUCAAGCCCAUUCGUAUUCCAGUCUCCUGCAGCAGGUCAGUUGAGCCCAUUGUAUCACUCUCAGAUUCAUCGUUGAUCCCAGCUGUAACAUUUUGUGGAAGAAUUCUCCAACAGAACUUGGUCAUCGUUACCAGAAACAAGCAGAAUCAUGGAUCUUCUGGCAUAGAAUUAUGGAUCUUUUGUCUUUGUGGAGGCAACAGUUCUACAGAGAGAAUGAAUCUGGCAACAAAUCAGACAGAGUUUUGUAAUAGGUUGUGUACUUAUUUUGAUAUUUAGAAGGCUGUGCUGGAUCCAAACUUUUCUGCAAAGCCGCAGUCUUAAGCUAUUCUGGUAGUAUGUCUAUGUAAAAACAGAAUAAUUCAAUAUGACUGCCUCCUUCGACAAAGAAAAUUAGCCUCCUUAAAACAGCAUAUUGUCGGUGGUCUUA
Messenger RNA from Elaeis guineensis (African oil palm), 4893 nucleotides. RefSeq lists its product as uncharacterized. The record is from RefSeq and is a predicted model, not a curated record. Lineage: Eukaryota; Viridiplantae; Streptophyta; Magnoliopsida; Arecales; Arecaceae.